AUGCCGCGCUCAUCUGCUGCGGGCAGAAAGAACCAGAGCAAUCGACACGAGAAUGGUCUCGUCGGCCCCGGCAAGAAAUUAACUAAGCAGAAAUCCAGUAGCCAUCUCAACGGCACGCACGCCAACGGCGCUGCUUCCGCGGCUGCCUCCGCGCCUCUCGACCUGUCCGCCCAUCGUUCGUCUAGCGAUACCGCGGUAACCUCCCCAGUAACCGGCGUCAAAGGUUCGGAUGGGUCGAAGUCGGAUGGCAAUGGCCGUGUGAUGGCAAAUGGACAAAGCAAGGGUGUGGAUGUGGCAUUGGGCCAGGCUAACAAUACUGCGCCGCAGAAUGGUAGCAUGGCAGGAACGGGUUCUCGCAAUGGCCCUGGAAAAAGAUCGGGGUCAAACGCCUCUAUUAACCCGCUUCAAUUCGCGUCCACUAUCCUCAAGUCCUGCCCCAUGUACGACACAAUCGCCAUUCUGAUUUUUCUGCUACAACUUCCGCCGAUGGUCCUCACGCUCGUUCAGUUCUUGUUCGCCUCCUUGACUUUUAUGCCUCCCAGUGGCGCCGCCGCCGGAUCUCUGUCUGCCAACUUCGACAUAUUUCAGGGUCCCGCCGGUACACCAUCUCUAGGGACGAUGAUGGCCAUGGAUACGUUCUGUCUACUCUUCUGGGGUCUCUUCAUGUGGACCUGGGCACAGAAUUUCGCAAUCGAUCUCGCUCACGUCCAGGUCGCAAUCACGUUAGGAGGUGGAGGAUCCGGAAAGAACGGCGGGGUCAAUGGUCUCUGUGUUGGAAUUGUUCUGCUUCUUCAUAUCGUCCGCAGCAAGGGCAUUCAAGAAUUUGUGGUGGGACAUCUCGUUUCUGCCAAAUUCAUCAGCCCGGAUCUGCUUUCUCAAUAUUCGAGUCUCCUACCCGCCGAGUUCCGACGUACCGAGGCAUCAACAUCGCCGAGUUGGCUGAGGAGUCUCCUCGCCGUACAUAUAUUAGCACAAGCAGGAACGGCCAUGGCAAGACGCGCGAUGGCAAAAAACAGGGCCCCCGCACCGCCUCGAGGUGGGAAACGUGGGGAUACGGAGGCUUCUGCGGGUUCGCAGGGGCAACCUGAUUCUGCGCUCGAGUCAGCUGCUAGCCUUUCUUCUUCUCUCAUGGGACCGGAUGGUCAGUUUGUCAAGGACGGCAAGGAUCGUUUAACAUCGGCCAAGAAACGCAGGAGACAAGCCAAUCAAGUUCGAAGUCGCCAACCGUUUUGGGCAGCUCUCGCCAGUACAAAGGUCACUGUCAUGCGAGAAUACGAACAUUCCAGAGCAUCUUCGAAAACGACAUGUGCUCUUACAAUGACUGAGGAGGAUCUUCAGGGUGUUUCUCUUGAUGACGGAUUGGUAUGGAUUACAGAUGUGGAUAGUUCUUCGAUCAAGUUUGCCGCCGGCGAUCUCAGUGAGGAUUCUACGGGAGCAAGUUCCAGCGAAGUCGGCCGCUUAGAAGGUGAUGUGGAACCGUUCUAUGUUUGCGUGAACGGGGCACUUUGGGCUACUGCGACAAUUCUCCGGGUGUCAGACCCCUCGAAGGGCCCGAGCAUGGUACAAUGGCGAGGCGAGAUUUCCGGUCUUGCCCCAAACUGUGCCUAUACUUGUUCUUUUGUGCGCAGCGAUACCGAUGAGGAAAUAUGCGUCAUGAGUGUCAAGACUCCCGCGACAGCUGACGCAGAACAAGGUGAGUCUCCAAGCAGUAGAAUAUUGCGGACAUGCAUGAAUCUUACCAAUCGAUUAGCUGUUUCUGCAGUACCGACGCCUCCACAGCCACUCUAUAGACCUUCCUCUCCUUCGACGACCCUGAAGAAUUCCAUCAACAAUGCCGAAGCCAAACUGAACGAGAAGCGCUCUCGGCUAAAGAAGACGAAGAAUGACCACAAGCUUCUCAUUUCGAGAAUCCGGAAGGAGCUAGACAACUAUAAUCAUCGUCUGCAAAGCGGUACCGAUGAGAACAAACAAAAGCAGCGUUCACUUCAGCUGGAGCGUAAUAUUCGACAGACGGAGGAAGCCACUACAGCGCUUGAACUGCAACUAGACAGCAUGGAGAACAUUCCAGAGGAAGAAGUAGAGCAGUGGAAUGCACAGAAGGCCGAUUUUGAUCGGGAAUUGGAGCGAUUUAAUCUCGCCAAGGAGAAGCUGCAGGAGGCUCGCCUUGCUGUAGCCCAGCAGAUUUCGUCGCUGGAGCAAGAAUUGAAUCUGAGUAUCCAGAAGAAGGAGCGACUUCAGGGCCGCCGGACUCGCGUCAACGAGCAGUAUGAGCGCAUAAUCUCCGCUAAUGCUCAAGGACUGAACGAACGAGAACGUCGUGCGGCUGAGCAGUUUGCCCGGGAACAAGACCAAGCCAAGAUGGAGAUCAGCUUCCACGAGCAAUUCGCGAGUAUCAGCCAAUCCGUGCAGGAUUUCCAACUGCGCACUGGUCUCCUUUGGCAGCAGGCAUCUGCGAUCGAGCAGUCAAUCCAACAGCAACAGCAGCAGAUGCUCAUGGACUCUGGUCCUCUCACUCCCGAGGGCAAUCUGCCUGGAACCAAUCCUCUGUCUGAGAUAAGCAGCCUGGCUGCCAAUGGUCCCAACGGCCGCUCGCUGUUGGCGCUCAGCUUUCCUCCAGCCAAGUCUAGUCCUAUGCAGACUUCCUCUUCUCCAGUCCAUGCGACAUCCUCGAAUCCAACCAGUCCUGUCCACGACGCGUUCAUGUCUCAAUUCCCGACUUCUCCACUUGGAAAUGGAAACUCCUACUUUGGAUCGGAAGUCAAUCACCGAGACCGCUCAUUCUCAAACCGCUCCAACCACAGCAGCUUGUUUGGAUCGGAGAUGUUCGAGCCCAAUCACUUCCCGUCUCUUCAGUUCGACCUGUCCGAGAUACUGUCUGAAAAGCAGCCUGCCGGCUCAGACACCAAUGGUUUUCUUUACCAGGCUGGCCGCCCUUCGUUGAGCCCCUUUCAACGAGCGGCAAGUCGCGGUAGCGGAGCCGGAAGUGGAAGUGGUAGCGGUGGCAGCGGGAGCGGCAGUGGAAGUGGCAGUCCGAAGUCAGCACGCGAUUGA
This is a messenger RNA of Penicillium odoratum, 3051 nucleotides long. RefSeq lists its product as uncharacterized. The transcript has a single exon. Lineage: Eukaryota; Fungi; Ascomycota; Eurotiomycetes; Eurotiales; Aspergillaceae. The coding region runs from base 1 to 3051 and encodes 1016 amino acids. The record is from RefSeq and is a predicted model, not a curated record.